This is a messenger RNA of Penicilliopsis zonata CBS 506.65, 1791 nucleotides long. RefSeq lists its product as hypothetical. NCBI's taxonomy places the organism in Eukaryota, Fungi, Ascomycota, Eurotiomycetes, Eurotiales, Aspergillaceae. Gene Ontology annotation, molecular function: RNA 7-methylguanosine cap binding; translation initiation factor activity. Gene Ontology annotation, biological process: translational initiation. The transcript has 3 exons. The record is from RefSeq and is a predicted model, not a curated record. Gene Ontology annotation, cellular component: eukaryotic translation initiation factor 4F complex; cytoplasm. Bases 279 to 1400 code for a protein of 373 amino acids.
AAAGAGAGCGAGUGGCAGAAGGUGGGAAGUGUCAGUGGACAGUAAGUGAAACUGCUUCUAAUAACCUCCAGCCCAGUCGACUUAUUGAGUGCUAUUUUUGACUAUCUGAUCUUAUUGCGAAAAAAAUUAAUAUCCGUGUUCAUUGUCUGGAAAUUUUCAUUCUCCCUGGUUUUGUUCCUCUGUUGCUGCUGGCUAGGAUCGAGUGCACAAUUCUUCGACCCGGUCCCCCUCUCUCUAUGACGGCUCAGUUCUGAGCAGCCUCACCCAGUGUCUCCCUGAUGGAUAACGCUAACCUGUGGACACGGAGACCCAACUCCUCCAAGCUGUCCCUCUCCAUGGCAGGGACGGAUAGCAAGGACAGUGGUGGCGCCAAAGUCGAAAUUCCCCGUGGACACGCUGUGAAGCGAUUCGGACCGGACAGCUCGCAUGGCCGCUCCAAUCCGUUCAAUGCCAUCUCCCCUCUUUCCGCCGGCGGCGGCGGCGGUGUCUCCUCCCCCUCCACGAACGCCUCGUCCGCCUUUGGCCUGGGGUCGGGCGCAUUUGCCUCCUUCGGCACACCCAAGACCCCUGGGUCUGCCACCGAUCUCUCCUCGUCAAAAAUCCUCGGUGACGGCAAGCGGGAUGGGCAGACGACAGAGCAGGAGCAACACGCGGCGGCGGGGAUGACGGGGGUGGCGGCGGCUCAGGGUUUGAAACUCAAGGGCUCGGUCUCGUCUCUGUACGCUGCCGCGGUGGCUGGUCCCAAGGAGCAUCCGCUCAAGUCGACGUGGAUCAUCUGGUACCGGCCGCCGACCCCGAAAUACUCGGACUACGAAAAGUCGACGAUCCCCCUAGCCUCGGUAUCGACCGUCGAGCAUUUCUGGACGAUAUACUCGCACCUGAAGCGGCCGUCCCUGCUGCCCACGGUGUCCGACUACCACAUCUUCAAAAAGGGUAUCCGCCCUGUCUGGGAGGAUGAGGCCAACAAGCGGGGCGGCAAGUGGAUCGUCCGGCUGAAGAAGGGCGUCGCCGACCGCUACUGGGAGGACCUGCUCCUCGCCAUGGUCGGCGACCAGUUUGCAGAGGCCGCCGACGAGGUCUGUGGCGCCGUCCUGAGCGUCCGGAGUGGCGAGGAUGUGUUGAGCGUCUGGACGCGGAUUGACGGCGGCCGCAACAUUAAGAUCAGAGAAACGAUCAAACGGCUGCUCGCGUUCCCCGCAGACACCAACAUCGUCUGGAAGAGCCACGACGACAGCAUUGCCCAGCGCUCGGCGAUUGACCAUGCCCGUCAUGAGAAGGCGGCAGGCAAUGCCGGUCACCACCAUCAUCACCACCUGGGCGGCGGCGGCGGCGAUCGACGACGGCCUACGGCGGGUGACGACUCCAUGGGAGAGAAAGGAAAAGCAACAGUAGCCUCCUGAUACGCGCUCGUGCUUUUUGUAUCCAUCCAUUCCUUCUCUCUCCCUUCCUUCUCUUCCAUAUGGCCCUGUAUAGUAACAAAAAAGACAUCAUUGGGACGCGUUUUUGGGUCUGGGGCUUUAGGCGAAUAUUUUUGCGUCUGCUUUCUGUUCUCAUGCGACUCGGUCAUGCGAGAUGUUCUCCAAGAAAAACAGAGAGUAUAAAUCUACCUAGAAAAAAAAAGAAAAAAAAAACUAGGUAGGUAGGUGGUACCUGAGGUAGAUUAUUCUACCAGGCGGUGUUUUCCCUCUGUCUGAUUCUUGGCUUUUUCUCUUGUUUUCUGUUGGCACGGAUUGGGGGUCUCAUUUAUCUAGCAUGCAAUGACAUUAUGAAGUCUAUAACUAUAGGUUUUCU